Thamnophis sirtalis is the source of this 805-nucleotide messenger RNA. The record is from RefSeq and is a predicted model, not a curated record. NCBI's taxonomy places the organism in Eukaryota, Metazoa, Chordata, Lepidosauria, Squamata, Natricidae.
AUGCUGCUGAUGUCAAAGAGAAGGCGUAGGGUCAACCUUUUUAGAUUUAGGAGAGAAAAAAAUUAUGGAUUUAUAAACACAUGCCUGAAGUCUCUGGUGGUUGAAAAAUAUGGUGAAGAAAUAUGGGAAAAUUUAAGAAUCCAAACUGGAGUACAGGAUACUUUUUUUACUUUUGAAGUUUAUAAAGAUGAAAUCACAAUGCAACUAAUUGACACGGCAUGCCAAAUGUUAGAUGUUUCCCCAGAUAUGGUUCUGAAACAAUUUGGAGAAUAUUUCUUUGAAUUCUGUAAACAGUCAGGUUAUGACCAUAUGCUGAGAACGCUGGGAGGAAAUCUGUAUGAAUUUAUAGAAAACCUGGAUGCAUUACACAGUUACCUCAGUCUGUCUUACCAGAAGAUGAACGCUCCUUCCUUUAGGGUAGAAAAGAAUGAAGAUGGGUCAAUGUAUUUACAUUAUUAUUCAGACAGAAGAGGCUUAUGCCACAUAGUUCCAGGAAUCAUUGGUGCAGCAGCUUUGGACUUUUUCAAUACUGAAAUUUCAAUGGAAAUUGUCAAUCAGACAGAAGAAGAAGAAAGAACAGGAAAAAAAGAACACAUUGUAUUUCUUGUAACACAAAAACCUGUAUUUUCCUACAAAAGAAGAAACAAGUUCUCUUCCUCACAUUUCCUUCCAAAUUCUGGGUCUCAGGCAGAAAGAAGACUGAAUAAAGAGGAACUUGAAAGAACCAUGAAUAAGAUCAGAGAUAAAACAAGUGCCAAAAGGAGCCACUGGGAAACAAUCAGAGGAAUUGUGACAAUAGGAAAAG